GUUUUCUGGUCCACCUGCACUUGAUAAACCACAGCUCUGACAGCCACCAGGGCCCCCCGCAGGACUGGCAGUGCGAUCUGAGAGCCAAGCAUGCAUCGUGCUCUCUGCCUGCUCCUUUUGGUUGGAUUCCUGGACCUUUCCUAUGGUCAGGGUGACAAUGAAGCUCCCACCAACAGCUCUGACAAGCAGGCUCAGGGGGCAGAGGAGGGCCCCUCACACCCCCAGGUCAUUGCUGGCAAUAUGGACUUUGCCUUCAGCCUCUUUCACAUAAUUGCGUCGGAAAGCCCUGAGAAGAAUAUCUUCUUUUCUCCACUGAGCAUCUCAGCGGCCUUGGCCAUGCUGUCACUGGGGGCCCGUGGACAGAGCCAGACCCAGCUUCUCACCAGCCUUGGCUUCAACCUCACCGAGCUGUCCACACGCGAUGUCCACCAGGGCUUCCAGCAGCUACUGCGUGUCCUCAGCCUCCAGGAUGACAGAUUGGAAAUGCAUUUAGGCAAUGCGCUGCUGCUGAGCCACGACCUGGAGCUCCUGCCGGAGUUCCUCAAUGACACCGUGGCCUUCUACAACCCCAAGAUUUUCCGCCCCAAUUUUGAAGACGCUGCGGGCACAGUCCAGCUCAUCAACGACCAUGUAAAGAAGGAAACUCGUGGAAAGAUCAUCGAUUUGGUCAGUGAGCUGAGCCCAGACACCGAGAUGAUACUGGUGAAUUAUAUCUAUUUCAAAGGUCUGUGGGAGAAGCCCUUCUCUGUCUCCACAACCAGGAUGGAUGACUUCCACGUGGAUGCGGUCACCACGGUGAGGGUGCCCAUGAUGCGGAGUUGGUGGCCGCACUGGUAUAUUCACGACAGAUAUGUGCCCUGCUCCGUGCUGCGGUUGGAUUACCAAGGCCCUGCAGCCGCCUUCUUCAUCCUUCCUGACCCAGGCAAGAUGAAGCAGGUGGAGCAGAUGCUGACUCCAAUGAUGAUAAUGAAGUGGAACCGCUUGCUCCAGAACAGAAAGUUUUACCGAAAAGUGGAGUUGCAUUUCCCCAAGUUCUCCAUUUCAAGCUCCUAUGAAUUGGAUCAGAUUUUGCCCAAGCUGGGCUUCAGGAACAUCUUCUCUCAGCAGGCUAACUUCUCUGGCAUCACCAGACAGCGGAAACUGCACGUAUCCAAAAGUUUCCACAAGGCCACCCUGGACGUGAAUGAAGCUGGCGCCGAGGCUGCCGCGGCCACUGGUUUUUCCAUCGCUUUUUUAUCUGCCCAGCACAACCCUCCAGUCCUGCGGUUCAACAGACCCUUCUUCAUGAUCCUCUUUUCAUCCAGGAUGCAGACUGUCCUCUUUCAGGGCAAGGUGGUCAAGCCCACAACCUCAUAGCCCUCUCAGGUCUCCCCGCCCCCAGUGGGAGGACUUGGCUGGGAAGGGCUGCAUGGAAGCGGCUCUGUGGUCAAGCCUGGGCAUGUGAGAGGGGCUUGAGUCCAGGGCAGAAGCCAUUGGCAAAGGGAGGGGCAUGGGUGGAUGGGGGUGAGAUGGCUGGGGAGUGGGAGAGAGCCUCCUAGCUGGCCACAUUGAUUAAACCAAGUGAU
This is a messenger RNA of Dipodomys spectabilis (banner-tailed kangaroo rat), 1565 nucleotides long. RefSeq names its product serpin family A member 4 (gene Serpina4). The transcript has 5 exons. Lineage: Eukaryota; Metazoa; Chordata; Mammalia; Rodentia; Heteromyidae. The record is from RefSeq and is a predicted model, not a curated record. Gene Ontology annotation, biological process: negative regulation of endopeptidase activity. Bases 91 to 1356 code for a protein of 421 amino acids. Gene Ontology annotation, molecular function: serine-type endopeptidase inhibitor activity.